AUGGCCUAUAGUAUUUCAAAAGAAUCACAAUAACUAUUAUGUGAGAUCAUAAGUCAAAUUAGCCUAACUGAGAGGAGAGCUGAAUAAAACAGAAUAUAAUUAUGUAGAAAAACUAGUUUUAAUCCAUAUGCUUGUUUUAAAAGGUAAUUUAAGUGGCAAAACGUAGAUUAGAUUUCAUGAAUACUAAUUAAAUUAAACCUGAAUCAGUGGUACAAUUUUUGAAAGAAAAUGAUUUUUUUGUACAAGAGCUUACUACUUUGUUUAAUAAAACAUUUUAGAAAGAAUUUCUUAAUUAUUAAGAGUAUUUUUAAUAGUUCCUAAUUUUUCAGUUUUCUCAAUUUAAUUUUACCAAAAACAGAUAGUGAACUUAGAGAGAUUACAGUGAUGAAAUAACCAACAAAAGCUGCAAUAGAUAAAUCAAUCGAUUAUACAUUAGCUUAAUUAUUCAAUUUGUAUUUUAAGUAUUAAUCUUAGAGAAUAUAAUGAAGCUAUAAAUUUAGAAAGAUUGAAAAUUAGAUUAAAUAAUUUAUAUAAUGCUCAUUAAAUGUUUUAAAGCAUAGAUUCAUUAAAUAAUAAUAUUCUUAAUUUUAAAGAUUUUGAUAGAUUUUUUAGAAGAAAUGGUCUUUUAUUAUAUGAAGAAGAAUUAGUAAUUUUAACUAAUAUUUUAAUAGAUUGCUUUCUUUUAUAGAAUUGAUCUACAAAGAACAGGAUAAAUAACAUUUAAUGAUUUUCGAAGAAUGUUAGAUCCUAUAUAAAAAUAUGAAUAAUAGAAUUCAAAUACUGGUACUACAACUCCAAAACAAGCAGUUUCAUAGCCAAAAAAUUAAAACAUCUUAAUUGAUGAGUUUGGUAGAAGUAAUAAUGCUGGUUAAAUAGUUUUUUCUAGAAACUUUUCUACAAGUAAUAAAAAAAAGUUUCAAUCUAAUAGAAGAGUAUCUUCUAUAACAGAAAGUUUAUAAACUACAAAAGUUACAGAGAAUUUAUUUAAUGAUGAAUAAAGAUUUAUUGAUUUAGGAUUGGAAGUAUUAAAAUUGGAAAUGUACUUAGAAGAAAUAAGAUUAAAAUUGUAAUAAUAAAAAGACUUUAAUUCUAUGGAUUUUUUUCAUUUUAUUGAUUUAAAAAAUAAAGGAAAGGUUAAUCAACAUGAAUUUGUUUAUUUUUUAGAAUAAUUAUAGAUCAAAAAUAUUGAUGUGAUUGAAUUGUUUAAUUAUUUAGAUAAAGAUUUAGAUGGAUUUAUAAGAUAUUCAGAUAUUUCUGAAUUCAUUUCUCCAUUUAAUAUAAGUUCAACUUAUAUUUGUAAGAAACCAGCAAAAAAUAGUCUUCUCUCUUAUUCAAUCUAAUAAUUAUUCUCAAAAUCAACAAUUGGAUUAAUUUAAUUGCUUUUUAAUCAAUGGAAUGAAAAUGAUAAAAUCAUCAAGCUUAAAAAAAAAUAAUUUUUAAAUGAAUAAAAUCUUUAUUAAUUAUUUAAUAAACUUGAUCUUUAUAAAAAAGGCAGUUUCAAUCGAUAAGAUGUAUAUUUAUAUUAUUAAUUGAGCUUCAACGUUUUUUUGAUAUCAAUAAUGUUAAAGACGAUAUCAAAUUACUGUAUAAAAGAUUGGAAAAAUCAAACAAAGAGGUUAAUUAUAAAGAUUUUGAAUUAUUUUUUAUAAACUGA
This is a messenger RNA of Paramecium sonneborni, 1654 nucleotides long. Lineage: Eukaryota; Ciliophora; Oligohymenophorea; Peniculida; Parameciidae. The record is from the annotation of a GenBank genome assembly.